AAAUAUGGCGCCGCGAGCGAGGAAGAAGACGACCAAGCCGGAGCACCCACCUCAGCUUCUCAGCUUCAGCUUCGCUUCGCUACAGAAAAGCAUCUCGGAAAAGCCAAGAACCAAACGGCUCAGCUCUACGUCGCGUUUGCUAAUGGCGACAACCUCCUCGCUCGCGCUGCCGCUGUUCGCCGGCGGCGGCGGCUCCGACCGCCUCAGCCAGGAGAUCUUCUCCAUCCUCGAGUCCAACUUCCUCUUCGGCGCGCCGCCGCCGGAGGGGCCUGCAGGUUACUACUCCUCCGUUGGCCGCGUCCGCGUGCUCUCGAUUGAUGGCGGCGCCGACGGCGGCGCGCUCGCCGCGGCCGCGCUGGUCCGCCUCGAGCGCCGGCUUAAGGAGCUCUCCGGGAACCCCGAUGCCCGCGUCGCCGACUACUUUGACCUGGCGGCCGGCUCCGGCGCCGGCGGGUUCCUCGCCGCCGCGUUGUUCGCAUGCCGGAUGCCGGCGGAGGCGGCGCGCGACGUCGUUGCCAGGAACCGGAAGGUGUUCUCCGGCCGCCGUGGGCGGGGGGGUGGCCUGUUCUGGAGGCCGGAGUCGGUGUUCAAGAAGGUGUUCGGCGACCUGACGGUGAGGGACGCCGCCAAGCCGCUGCUGAUACCCUGCUACGACAUGGCGACGGCGGCGCCGUUCGUCUUCUCCCGCGCCGACGCCGUCGAGGCCGACGCGUUCGACUUCCCGCUGUGGCAGGUCUGCGCCGCGGCGUGCGGCGUGGGCCCCGCCGAGGUCGCCUCCCUCGACGGCCGGACCAGGCUCCGCGCCGCGGCGGCCACGGGCGGCGGCGGCGCCGUGUCCAACCCGGCCGCGGUGGCCGUCACCCACGUGCUCCACAACAAGCGCGAGUUCCCCUUCGCCGCCGGCGCCGGCGACCUCGUCGUGCUGUCCCUCGGCGGGAACAACGCCGCCGCCGGCCCCCGCGCGUCGUCGUCGAGCCUCCUGCGCAUCGCCGGAGCUUGCCAGGCCGACAUGGUGGACCAAGCUGUAUCAAUGGCGUUCGGCGAGUGCAGGGCAACCAACUACAUCCGUAUCCAGGGCAAUGGCAUUGUGGCCGGAGCGGCGGCGGCGACGGCGGAGGCGGCGAUGACGGAGAGGAGCGUGGAGUCGGUGCUGUUCAGGGGGAAGAAGGUGAUGGCGCAGACGAACGGCGAGCGGCUGGACGGCGUGGCGGAGCAGCUGGUGAGGGAGCACCACCGGAGGAUGGAGAGCAAGGCGCCGGUGGUGCUCAUCAAGCCGUCGGCGACGCCGCGGACGUCGUCGUCGUCGGCGUCCACGCUCAUCACCGUCUCCACCAACGCCUCGUCCGAGUCGCCAUGAGAGAACUCUACACCACCAUCAAACUUCGCGCCAAAAUUAACUACUAGCUUUGGGUUUUUAUUUAUUUUUUAUUUAAAUUUUUUUUGGAUGCUGAGUUCAUCUGUUUGCUUGGCUAGUAGUUGGCUUUGCUUUCUUUUUCUUUUUUAGUUUUAGCGCGAGCGGCGCCGGCACAUCGGGUUUUGGUUGCCUGCCGGCGCCGCCGGGCGCUCGCGCUCCCGGCCCGCGCCGCCGCCGCGGGCGUCGCCGGCGGCCGGGAAGAAAGAGGAGAGUGGCCGAGUGAGAUUGUCAGGAGAGGCUUGUCUAGCUAAGUUAGGAAAGAAGAAGAAGAAGAAUGCCGCGUGACGUGGCAAGAGUGACGUGUGCCACUGCAGCUGAAGCUUUACAGCGUGUGUAUGUACAAUUGUACUGGCUACUGUAGGUGGGUUGCUUGCAAUGUAAUGCGAUCAGUGUGGGCGUUUUGCUGAUGUAAAUUUGUAACUGUCCGUGCAAAUUUGCCAGGGAUCAGUUGAGAUUUCAGAAAAUUUCAGAACAAUCUGGCCAUCUUCAGUUCA
This is a messenger RNA of Oryza sativa Japonica Group (Japanese rice), 1908 nucleotides long. RefSeq names its product patatin-like protein 3. Lineage: Eukaryota; Viridiplantae; Streptophyta; Magnoliopsida; Poales; Poaceae. The record is from RefSeq and is a predicted model, not a curated record. Gene Ontology annotation, biological process: lipid metabolic process.